CCGCUCUGCCCAAUCAGCGCGCGCCAGAGCCACGAGUGACGGCAGAAGCAGCCAAUCGCAGCCAGCGGCGGGCUCUGCACACGGCACGGCCUCGCCUGCCUUGGGCUGAGCUCCGCCAUUUCUCGUUCGCCUGGGCUGAGGAGCGGCCCCGGCGCUGGGCCCGGCCCGGGCAGGAGGCCAAGGAAGCGCCGCUGCGCUGAAGCGCCGGGAGCUCGGGGUGCCCGGGAGCUGAGGGCGCUGCGAACUGGGGGAUUUUUCAUUCCCAAACUGAGGCCAGAUGGAGGAGGAGGAAAAGCCCCAGAGAUCCCACACAAGGAGGGUCUGCAAACCCAGCCCAAGGAGCUGUGAAGAGGAAAGAUCCCCCCAGUGCCAGGAAGGCGGCCGGAGAUCCAGCCAGAGCUCAGAGCUGGGGGAGAAGCCCCACAGGUGCUUGGAAUGUGGGAAGGGCUUCAGCCAGAACUCCCACCUGAUGCAGCACCAGGUGAUCCACACUGGGGAAAAGCCCUACGAGUGUGGGGAAUGUGGGAAGAGCUUCAGCCAGAGCUCCAGCCUGAGGAAACACCAGAGGAUCCACAUGGGGGAACGGCCCUACACCUGCUUGGAUUGUGGGAAGAGCUUUGGUCAGAGCUCCACCCUGACAAAUCACCAGCUCAUCCACACCGGGGAGAAGCCCUACGAGUGUCCCAAGUGUGGGAAGAGCUUCAACCGCAACUCCAUCCUCACCGUCCACCGGCGCAUCCACACUGGGGAGAGGCCCUACGAGUGUCCCCAUUGUGGGAAGAGCUUCUCACAGAGAUCUAACUUGACCCAACACCAACAGAGGCACCAGUAAGGGAAGCCCUGCGAGUGCCCCGAGUGCGGGAAGAGCUUCGUGCGCUGCUCCAGCUCCAUCCCCCAUGGGAGGAUCGGCAUUGGAUGAUCCCCAGUGACCCCCGUUGGGCAGAGCCCUGGUGAUCCAUGGUCCUGGUGAUCCGUGGUCCUGGUGAUCGGUGUUGGGAAGACACCUGGCUGGGAGGCUCCACAUCUUCCUGGCUCCCUGUGGGCACCUGGAUGGACACAGGAGCAGGAACAUCCAUUUGGACACAGAUCAACAAUGGGAAUUCCUUGGGGAAAGCAGAUUUGUUGACUUUCAAUCCCAGAAAACUGUUUGUUAAACGUAACAGAAUUCACAAGCCCUAUUUGUUAUACUUCAAGAUGUUGUUCUUCCCAACACCUCUCCUUCCUUUUCUUGGAAUUCAGCAUAAAGUUAGAGUCAAAAAGUUUUCCAAGUGCUCUUGCUGCGUGAGGCCACAUUGUGUCUUUCAUUCAGCAAUUAAUGAAGCAAACACAAAUUUUCUACUGAGACCCUUCUGCUCCCUUCCAAAUCACUACUCAAGAACAAGCCUCAGGCACAUGCCCAUAGUCCCUCUCUGCCAGCAGCUCCGAGCUGCAUUGCACAGUGCUUGCUGUGCCCCAGAGAGCACAAAGCAGGCUGGCCUGGUGCCCCUGAAUAUUUCUGCAAAACCCUCUGCAUUUCACACCUUUGCUCUGGCUCAGUGAAGAGCUCCAGGAUUGCAGGCGCUUGGUCCCAGAGCUGUGUGAGGCACUGGCUCGUGCAGAUGUGCCCUGACUUGCUGUCACUGCCUCACGCUGGGCUCGGUUCCCCUGGCAGAAAUGCCGUGCCUGAAGGACACUGCCCUGUGCUGGAGCCUGCGGAGCAGCCCGGCUCCCUCCCCCUGUGCCCAGAGUGCUGCACACACUGCUGACCAUUGCCAGGAGUUCCAGGGCAGGCGGCAGAAGAGCAGGAAUGGUCAGGCAGGGCACCAGCCCUGGGCUGCUCUUUGCCUUUCUCUCCUCCUGUGCAGACUCCAGACAGCCCAUGGCACCAGUGUGUGCUGUGCCCAGCACGGCGCCGCUUCCCCUCAGGAGCAGCCAGCUGCCAGCUUGGCUCUGAGAGCGGAGGAUUUGCCUGGUGCCAGCAAGAGGCAGCCAGGGCCAGGCUGCUGCCUCUUGCAGCUCCAAGGGCCUCCUUCCAGCCUGCCUCUGCCGAGGCUCAGGCUUCUCCGGGCUCUGCCAGGGCUCUGCUGGGGCUCCAGCCUGGCCAAGGCCGGGCCCGCUCUCACCUCACAGUCGCUGACAGCUCUGCACCACAGGAGACCUUGCACAGCACCCUCACUGCUCUUUCUGCUUUCUCUCUUCAGCCAGACUCUCCUCCAGCCAAAGAGAUUGCACUUAGGGAUACAAAUCCAAGUGGCAGGAACCCAAAUGUUCUCGAGUCACAUCUGCACAGCCUGCAUCUGCACAGGAUGUUUGCGUUGCACCGCUCCUCCUUUGGUUUUUCCUGCAAAUGCCAUUGCUGUUCGUGCCUCAAAUAGAAAUGCCAGAGCUGGGAAAUACUUGUCCAGUUGGCCAUAUUCCAAAGGCAGUGUGGCCUGGAGAGGAUGAAUGAAGAAGAGCCUUCCCCACUUACAAACCAUACCAAAGAAGCCAUCAAUGUCACUUUCCACCUUGUCCUGGGCGACUUUAUGAUACUUGUAUUCCCAGUCGCCUGGUUUAUGUUACAUACU
Poecile atricapillus (Black-capped chickadee) is the source of this 2546-nucleotide messenger RNA. Its product is annotated as gastrula zinc finger protein XlCGF49.1-like. Gene Ontology annotation, biological process: regulation of transcription by RNA polymerase II. Gene Ontology annotation, molecular function: DNA-binding transcription factor activity, RNA polymerase II-specific; RNA polymerase II cis-regulatory region sequence-specific DNA binding. The transcript has 3 exons. The record is from RefSeq and is a predicted model, not a curated record. NCBI's taxonomy places the organism in Eukaryota, Metazoa, Chordata, Aves, Passeriformes, Paridae.